GUGUCAAACAAAAAGACGCGUCCAGACGAAGAAAAGAUGAAGGCUUUGUUGUUUGGUGAGUUGGGCCACUUGUCCUCUACCGUUCCCUUGUUCCUUCCCCAACCGUCAAGAAAACUCGAUUCCAAACACCCCUCUUCCUUCCUGCCCUAAAUCUAGCUCUCAUUCACCAAUAACGCCACCUCUCCAAGCUUGCUCAACAUGGUCCCCUUCUCCAAACCCCCGAUUUCCAUCCUUCUCUUCUUUUCCCUUCUUAUCUUCGUUUUUGAAGUCCGAUCGCAGCAUGUUUCCUCCGCCAUCCGCUUGCCUUCGGAAGCCACCAAUAACGACCGCGAUCUAGAUCUCUGCCCUGUGUCCCUGCCGUCUUCUUGCCCUGUGAAAUGCUUUAGGACGGACCCAGUCUGCGGCGUUGAUGGCCUUACCUACUGGUGUGGUUGCGCCGAUGCUCUGUGUUCAGGUGUCAAGGUCGCCAAGAUGGGAUUUUGUGAGGUCGGCAACGGCGGUUCUGCUCCUAUUCCUGGCCAGGCCCUCCUCCUGGUGCAUAUUUUGUGGUUGAUCAUCCUUGGAGUUUCCGUCUUGUUUGGACUCUUCUGAAUCUUUCGGCACUUACAUUCCUUUGGCUACCACGGGGUUAUCUGGCUUAUUGAUGGAUACCAAUUUCAUACAAUUCUUUUGUCUACGAACGAGUAUUAUACUUCUCAUUCUGUGCCCUAGCUAAUAUGUCUGCAAGAUUUGUUCUGUGGUAGACAAACCGUUGUGAAUUGCUCUUCUUUCGAUUGUAUUGACAAACUUCCAAUCAUCAAAGGGCUAACUAAUGCUACUAUGUUUUUUUUUUUGGGUUCUCUUAGUGCUGCUGCUCUUGGAAAGAAAAUUUAAGCCUUGAAAUUAAAACUGA
Molecule: messenger RNA, 892 nt
Organism: Cucurbita moschata (crookneck pumpkin)
Lineage: Eukaryota; Viridiplantae; Streptophyta; Magnoliopsida; Cucurbitales; Cucurbitaceae
Exons: 2
Coding region: 199-591 (130 amino acids)
Source: RefSeq, a predicted model, not a curated record